Rotaria sp. Silwood1 is the source of this 8709-nucleotide messenger RNA. NCBI's taxonomy places the organism in Eukaryota, Metazoa, Rotifera, Eurotatoria, Philodinida, Philodinidae. The record is from the annotation of a GenBank genome assembly.
AUGGAAACAACAAAUGGACAUCUACUCGUAGCAUCGAUUUAUAUUCCACCAAAUGCACAACUCCAUCAUGAACUCUUCGAACAUAUAUACAACCUGAAUAACAAUUGUCUUAUACUCGGUGAUCUAAAUGCUGCUCUUCAGACCAUGGGAUCCAAAAGAACGAAUACUAAAGGUCACCAACUACAACAAGUACUCGAUGAAGGUUAUCUUCAAUGCAUAGAUAAUGAUUUAACCACAUAUACAAGAAACAAUUACGAAGAAAAAAUAGAUUGGAUUUUAGCGAGCCAACCUACUAUACUAUGUAUUAACAACAUCGAAACACAAGCACCUCUUGGACUAAAAGAAGAUCAUAAACCAUUAACUUUCAACUUGAACAUGGCUGCUGAUCCAAAACCUUUAUCACCUCGAGUAUCCUUCAAUUUUAUGGCAGCAGAUUGGCAAUUAUAUCGUAACAAAUUGAAUGUUCUUUUGAAUCAAUUGGAUAUGAAAAAAACAAUUACAACUGGUCAACAAAUUGAAAUGUAUGCAACAGCACUUACUGAUUGCAUAGCUGCUGCAACAAAAUCAUCGAUCCCACAAACAAAUACAACAUUGAAACAUUUUAAAAUUUCAAAAGUAACUAAAAAACUCAUCAAACGUAAACAUCAAGCUUACAGACGAUGGAGAAAAACAAAUAAUGAUAUUGACAAAAAUGAAUAUUAUAAUAGUAGAGCACUUUUAGCUAAUGCCUUACGAAAUGAUCGUACUGAAAGAUUUAAUCAAAUUAGGUCAUCAUUGUGUGCAAGCAAGAUGAACUCGUCCAGAAGUGGAACACCUCAAGGAUCACCAUUAUCACCGCUGUUAUAUAUAAUAUAUACCAGUGAUUCAAUGAAUGGUGUUGAUGAACAUACUGAACAUGGCCUUUUUGCUGAUGAUACUGCUUUAUGGACAACAUCCAACACCAUUACUAAUCUCAAACAUCACCUCCAAUCAUCUGCAAUUAUUGAAAAUUCUCUCGAAUUACAAGAACAAGUUCGAACUUUUGAACAAUCAAAUGAUAAAUCUAUUCUUAUUGUUGUUAUUGAUGGUCGUAUUAAUCAACAACGUAUGCAUAUUCCAUUCGUUCGACAAUUGCUUGAUAAGACUGAACAAUCAUGCAAUCAAACGCUUGACAAACCAUCAAAAUUUUUCAUUAUCUUAAUGCAUUCAUCUGGGCAAGAACUUAAUUAUAAAUCAGCUUUUCCAUCGAUCUUUUUACAUGAUUGGGAUUAUUGGUUUCUUGACACUUCAACACCGGGUAGUUCAUUUCAUUUACAAAAAAUGUUACAAAUCUUUACUUCAAAAAUGGGAAUAACUCAUCAAAAAGAAGCUUUAGAUAAUGCUUUGUGUGAUUUAAAUAUACUGUUCGAUGAUUGCCUAUUUGAUUUUGUUUCUCGUUUACAAAUUAAUAUUAUUAAAUUAGCCGAUGAUAUGUUUAUUAAUCAAAAUACUUCUGAAUUCUAUCGACGUCAAACAUCAAAUUAUCAACGUGUACAAUGUUUAAAAACUAUUUUUCAACAACUCAAUGAAUUACAGAUACAUAUCAUUUCAUGUUAUCAUGAAAAUGUUUCAAUGAAAGAAGAUUCAUUGCGUAAAAAUUGCAAUUCAGUUUAUGAUCUUGCAAAAGAUACUCUGUGUGGAAAAAAGUUUAAUGGUCUAGUUGAUUCAUUGCAUUCACGAAUGAGAGUAUCAUUUACAAGUUUUGUCUCAUUUAUUUUAAAAUUUAUUGUUGAUGAUUAUGGAUUGGAAUCAUUAACUAAAUUAUCAAAUAAAAAUGAUGAUUAUGGUAAAUUACUAGAAUUAAUUGAUUAUUCAUCAUUUUCUUCUGACAAUGAAACUCAAACUACUCCUAUAAUGCAAAGAAUGUUAAUUUUGAACGAUCAUUAUGGUUGUAUUCCACAAACGCCACUAUUCUAUUUAUUUCGACAACGUAUCAAGAAUUUAGCAGAUGAGAUCAAAUCUAGAUUAGCUGAUCAACAAAAUGAUGUACAAGAUGAUCUUGGUUUUGAUAACUUUGAUCCACAAGCACCUGUACCACCACCACUAACAACAACAAUGCUUAAUAAAUCGUACGGUAAUAAAAAUGAAUCGGAUAGUACACGAGAACAAUUUUGUAAUCAAUUGAUUCAAUCGAUUACGAACGAUAAAAUCUUAAGCAAAAUUAUUUCGCUAUCGAUUCUUCAAUCAUAUACGAAUGAUUUAGUUCGAAUUCUUUCGACAGUUAUUGAAAAAAAUUUUCAUGAUCGUCAAACACAACACCAAAAAACAAUUGAUUUCGUUUGUCGCUGGUUAUUAUUAGUUGAUGAAGAUGAAAAAGAAUCAUUAAGUUCUUCAUUCAAUCAUCAUAUUUGGCAACUUGCUCAUGUUUAUACAUCAAUUGAAUAUGAUGAAAAUGAUCUUCUGUCAUUAUAUUCUGCUUGUCGAAUAGCAGAAGAUCUUGAUCCCAAUCAAUCAUUUUACCAAGAUCUAUUAGCAGAAGAAAAUAUUUCACGUUCAAAAGUGCGAGAAAAUUUAUUUCAAUUAAUGUUUCAUCGUUUAUGGACGAAUCUUUGUCAUCUAAUUGAAACAAACGAAGAUGCUAAAAAGUGGAUUCAAAGUUAUACAUUGAUAUCGAAAUACUAUCCAUCAGAUAAAGUUUUAAAACGACUAGAAUUCGUUCAAAUGAAAGUUAAUAUUGAAUUUAUGAGUUUUGUAUAUUUAAUAUUACUCAAUGAAAAAACACCACAACCAAUUAAACUUAUUCAAAAAUUAUUAAACGAUACAUCACUUAUACAAGAUGGUGGUGAUGGUCGUCAUAGGAAUUUGGAAGAAUCUAGUUGUCUAAAACUCCUACCUACUAUCAUUCAAACAAUCGAUCAAUAUUUUAAAGAGAAUAAUGCUAAUAAUGGUACAUUGAUGAUGGAUAUUCAGCAAUGGAUCCUUGCAACACUAAAAGUAUCGAAAGGUUCUUCAUAUCAAGAAAUUAUUUCUCUAUUAAAAUUUUUAAAUCAGCCCACAUGUCAUUUAUCAUUACCAAUGAAACAAUUAAUUUUUGAUGAAUUAAUUAAGAUUUUAAUUGAAAUCAGUCAACAAAAACGUCUGAAUGUUCCUCAACAACAAUUUAUUGAUGCCUGGGAUCGUAUUUCGUUUUUAUCUGUUAUGACGGAAUGUAUUGACGAUGAAACUCUGGAAAAUUAUCAAAUACCCUAUCAUACAUCUGUCAUUAAUAAUACAAAUCAAAAUCAUAUGUUAAUGGAUUUACUAUUUUUCCAUCUUCGACGACUAAUAAAUAAUGAACGAAUUCGGCCAAGUUUUAUAAAUAAAAUUCUUCUUUCCAAUUUACCACGGAUUAAUGAUGCAAAUCGAGUUGCUAUUGCCGACAAAGUAUUCAAACAGUUAAAAGACUAUUUUAUUUUACUAACUACAGGUUUACUAUUAUGUCAACCUGAUUUGGAUAAUGAAGAUCAACAAAAAAUCAAUCAGAUCAUUGGGACUGUUAUCGAUCAAUAUUUAAUCAUCCCUAAACCUUUCGUUCAGCUAAGCAAAAAUCUUGAGCUUUUCUUUUCAGUUAUAGUGGCGAAGAAAUCAUGGGUGUUUCUUCUCGAUCUACUUAAAUCAAAACGUAUUCAAGAUGCAAAUAUUGAAUGGGCUGAUGCAUUACAUGAUCUAUUCACAGGAAAAUGCAUUACUCAAUCCAGGAAACAUCUACAUCUUUGUCAUCAAGUGCAAUUCACACUAACAACUGAUAAUACUGAAUCCAUUUUUCCGGCAUUACACGUGCCAUAUGAUGAAUUAAGUCAAUUAAUUAGUGAAUGUAUAAAGAAUAACGAUGCUGCUAAACGUUGGAUACCUUUAACGGAUUGGAUAACAUCGAAAUUAAAUUCAAAUCCACCACUUGUUAGUGCUACUGAAAUAAAAGUAAUGCUAUUAUUAAACAUUUACUAUGUUUAUUAUUGUAAUGCUCAAUUGAAUUCUCUUGAUAAUAUAUUGAAAAUUAUCGAAGAUAAACUACAGCUAUGUGAUGAAGAACAACGAGUAUUUCGUGCUCUUCUACAACCAGAACAACAUAUGAUUGGAUAUCCAAAUGAAAAUAAUGUUAAAGAUAACAAUUAUCUUAAUGAUUUAUUUAAAAUUGAUUUUAAAGAUGAUGAACAGUUACCCAUUCGUCAUACACUAGUUAAUCUUCUAGCAAUGAUUUUACUUGGUGGAAAAGAAAAUACUCUUUGGAUGUUUGCAUUCGAACCAUUAAAACUCGAAGAAAAUUAUGGUUUUGCCUCGACUGCUACAAGCCCUAUAAAACGUAGCGGUGUUCAUUACGAUUGUGGAUGUGUGUUGUCUGAGAAAGGAGAAUUAGAGCAGCUUUAUGGUGGCAGUGAAUUCAGUAUUCCAGCGGUUUAUAUCGCUUUUUUUGCUACGUUCGGCGCUAUGGCAUGGCACUUAUUGUUAUAUGAAUCAUCUGUAGACAAUCUCCAUCAUCCUAUUCUUGCCAAGCAUGCGAUUAAUCCUACAGCUGAUUUGGCAGGUAUCAGUAAAGAUAGUAUUCGAGCGAGAACAUGUUAUUUUGUUUGUACGCGCUUGUUAUCAACAAAUAUGUUUCUUCAAUUACAAUUGAAUCAAGAUGAUGCCUGUCUUUUAUUUAAUCGCUGUUUUGAAUUGUUUGCUCAACAUACUCGUCAACUAGAUCAAAAUCCAUGGAUUAAACCAUUAUAUAAAACAAACGCUGAUAAACUCGAAGCUGAAAAAGAAUUUCGAAAUAAAAUUUUCUAUCCUACACAUAAAAGAUUGGUUGAUUAUAAACAAAUAAUUAAUAAAUUAGAAUCACAAUCUGAACCACAGACUAGAUUACUAGAUUAUGUAUCUAGAAUGUCUAUUAUAAUUGAAGUCAUUCAUUUUAAGACUGAAUUAUGCAAUCCUGAAUCGAGUCAAUUACCUUUAACAGUUUUACGACGAUUACUUGACUCAUUCGAAUUUCUCAAAAUGACUCGAUAUAUUUAUGCUUUAAGUCAAUUUCAUGUUCUCAUACAUCGAACUUUUACUCGAUUAAUUGAACAAAAUGAAUUUCAUACCAUUACAUUGAAAGAAUUAUACGAACGGGCUUCUCAAUUAUCAAAUCGUUUACGUCAAUCAAAUCAACAAGAUAAAUAUUAUAAGAUAAUUGAAAAGGGUAUCGAAGCUGUUAAUGCUUAUCAUUCAUUCGCUAAUGGACAGAUACGACCUGGUGCCUGUGAUAUUACUCAACGUUUUGAACCUAUUUCAAUGGAUACACCCAUAAGCUAUCUAGUUGAAACAGACAGUUAUGAUGAAGGUGAUAUCAUAAUGCGCAUACUAAGUGUUCUUGUCAAUUAUCAUAAUAAUCUUCUCGAUUUACUCAGAACAGAAAUCGAACAAAACGGUGGUAAUCUUGGUUUAGGUCCAUUGAAAGAUAUUAUUAAAGAAUUAUUAGAACGAGAAAUAUCUAUUUUACAAAUAGUUCAUGAAAAUAUGGGUAUUAUUACAUUGAAUCAAGACGAUUGUCAAUGGAUUGAAAAAUUAUGCUGUGCUAGUCUCGAAAAUGAAAAAGACUAUUUUCUGAAAUUGAAUACGCCAUUAAAAUUUAAUUUUCUCUAUGUUCAAUCGAAUCUUGUUCGCACAUAUCUUCUUUAUUGUCAUAUUAACUAUCAACAUAUCAAAGGAAAAUAUCAAUGUUAUAUUCAACGAAAAAGUCAAGGUGCUGGAAAUGGCGUUGAAAUCGAUGACAAUAUCGAUAUGGAUUCUCUUAAUCGAUUGGCCGAUGAAUGGAAUCAUUUAGAACAAAAGAGUCUUGGUCAACUUCAAAAUGAAUUGAAUUUUCUUCAACGAAUUAUAGACAUUUUAAAUGAUGCUUCGGAAGAUCAUUCAAAAGAAAACCUUUCAGAAUUUAUUCGAACUACUAAUUAUGAUGAUCGAUUUUCUGAACAAUUCGAGCAAUAUCAAAUCAAAGAUUUUUCUUUAUCACAAAUAAAACUUGUGUGUCGAUUAUAUGAACAAUCAAUAAAUCGAUAUCAACAUGCAUUUAUCAAUGUAUCUCAAUUAAUUCGUGUUCCUCUGGAUAAAAUACAAAACGAUGAACUAGAUCGUAUAUUAAAAUUAUCAUUCAUUCCUUCGAAUGAUGAAAUUAAAAAAGAAGAAUUUCAAGAUAGAAUUGAAAAGAUAACAGAUUUUUUAAACGAAGUAAAAAAUGUAGAACAUUUCAUGGAGACUGAAUGGACUAAAUCGUUUUCGGAGACAUGUACUAUUUUAUGUAUUGAAAGUCCAAUCAUACAAUUCAUACCUUUGGAAAUCAAAUGUGAAAAUUACGUUCCAUUAUGUCUCAAAUUCAUUGAAAUACGAUCUCAAUUACAAGAACGUAUGAUUAAUAUUGAAGAAAAAACAGUUAAACUUUGGAGUGCUCGUUUCGAUAUUGCAGAUGCCGAUCGAUCCCAGGAAAAUAGUUUUCUCAUAUUCCGAAAUAAAGACGAUGACUUCGUCGACUUCAAUGCUAAUUCAAGACCUCCACUAGAACGACAGCAAUCUCUUGUUGUAGAUACAACAGUUACCUCUACAAAUUCAAUUGAUUGGUGGCAACUAGCUGAUUUGCCAAAUGCUCCUGCCGAGCCAAUGAAACCUGCAAACGCCUCAUCGAAUAUAGCCUAUGAAGAAACAAUCCAUUAUACACCUAUAUUUAAAUUGAAGAUAAAAUCAAUAUCAUUACCACCAUCAGCUUUAUUUGAAGGUAGUCAAAAACAACUAGAACAGUUAAAAUCACAAUCGUCCAAUACGCGUUACACUAUUACAUUUAAAGAUGGCAAACAAUCAAAAUAUCACUCUAGACCUGAAAGAUUGUAUACACAAUUGAAAAAAGCAUUCGAUGAGAAAAAAUAUGAAAUGAAUAAGAUUUGUUUUAUUGAUCCAAGUCAAGUAUUACUUGAUUUUACAAAAGUAAAUGCAAAUGAUUCAUUACCCAUUAUAGAAUCCGAAUAUCGUAUUAUGGAAAAAGACAUAUUAAUUCAUAUUAUAUUAGGAUUUGAAGAUAAUCAAUUGGAAUAUUUCGCUACAACAGAAGCCAAACUUACUUCAAUUCUUAGUCGUUUUAUUCUUGAUCAACAAUUGAAAUUCACACUACCAGAAAAUUAUUUUAGUGUAUUUGAUUCUCUUGGACGUUAUAUAACUGAAGAUUGUCAGAUUAAUACAAUUUAUCGAUCGGAUGAGCAAAGUCCAAUUCAUAUUCGAAUCCUUCAGUGCAAAGAAGUUGCUAAUAUUUGCUGUGAAUUGACGCUUAUAGAAAGCCAAGAUGAAACACGAAAUCAAAACUUUAAUCCGAUUGCGACUUGGAAAGAAAUUAGUUUAUGGUUAAAACUUGCUGAUAUUAAAACAGAAAGUCCAGUUGAUAGUUUAUUUUUUUGGAAUAUUGAACAGAAACAUAUUAUUGAUGAAAAUGAAACAAUAUCAUUUACACUUGGUAAGGCUGAAUCUGUUAGUGUUGAUGUGCUCGAUAGAACAAGUGUCAUAGAAAUAAUUCUUUCCUAUGAUAAAAAUAUUCAAAAUAUUCGUAUUCUUAGUUCAUGCCCAGUUCAUAGUAUUUUAAACAAUACUAAAUAUCUUGAGCAAGUAGGCCUGAAAAUAUCUCCUCAAGAAUGUACGCUUGUUUUUGUAUCAAAUGAAUCAGAAAAAACAAUUCUUGAAAAAACGGAUAUGGAAAGUCCUAUUAGUAACUAUGCAACACUAACCGAUAAACCAGUUCAUUUUCAAAUAUCUAUUCUUGUUCAAAUUAUUGUAUAUGAUAGUGGAAAAGAAAUGCCAAUACCUAUUUCUCAUCGAAAUAUAACAAUUAAACAAUUAUUCGAUAUGAUUGAAAUAAAAGAUGAUUAUAAAUAUUUAGCAUCGUAUCAUACAAAGAUAAUCUUCUCGGAAAAUACACUUUUAUCCAUGAUCAAUGAAACAAAAUUUUUCCUUUCAAAAGAACGUCACACAUGUCUUGUAUCUAUAAAACAAACCGAGAGUGCACUUAUUGAAGUUAAUGAUGAAAGUAUGCAAAAUCAACGAUAUCUCAUCAUUGCUACUAUUGAUAAUGUUUAUAUACAAAAUAAAUUUAUUGACCAAAAUCAAUAUCUUGUCUAUAAUCGUGAUUUUAUUCCAUCACUUAAAAUGCCAUUGAGUUUAUUUUUAUCGAGUGAAACAUCGUCGAUUGAAUUCAAUUUAAGCUAUCAAAAAUUACCAGCAAAUGUUAUAAUCACGAGUGAUGAACAAAAAAGUUCAAUUGAAUUUCAGUGUGAACCAACGAUGACUUUUGGUCGUGUUCAUGAAAUUGUUUGCCAAUUAUGGAAAUUAAAUAAACAGCUCUAUAAUGUAACUUUGCUGGAUGAAUCAAUUAUUGAUCAAGAUGAAAAACUAAAUGAGAUUGGUGAAGCUAUUGAGGAUCUAAAAUUGAAAUUGAUUUCGACUGCUAAUGUUAAAUGUGAAAUUUCUCAUCAAAAUGAAACAAUUACGAUUUCAGCCACAGAUGAUACAUCAUUAUCAUCGAUUAUGAAAGAGGUUUUAGAAAAACUUUUGAUUUCAGUAGACGACAUAGAAAUGUUUGAAUUUCAAAUGUUGGACGAACAGGGAAGUUCAAUUAUGAUCGAUCUUGAUUCAACCGUCACUGAAAUUCGUAAAGAUUUUGACAUUACAUCUGAUACUCUAUCAUUUCAAUUAGUAAAGAAAGAAGAUGAAAAUUAA